This is a messenger RNA of Didymodactylos carnosus, 1073 nucleotides long. Lineage: Eukaryota; Metazoa; Rotifera; Eurotatoria; Philodinida; Philodinidae. The record is from the annotation of a GenBank genome assembly.
AUGGCUGCGGUUUUACAAGUCGAGUUCAGUUUUGGCCACACGCUGAUGGCGCAUCAGAAAUUAGAUGAAGAUCCAUCGAAAGGUAUACAUAAAAGAUUAGAAAUACUGUUAUCAGAAUUAGUUGGAAAACAAGAAAUAGAUAAAGAUGAAAUGGAUAUGCCGCUUGAAAACGAAAAUCUACCGUUUGUUCGAGGACAGUUAAAGAUCGAUAAAGAAGAUAAAUUAAUCCGAUUGAUAGUAUGUAUGAGGGAAACAAUAGGUUCAUUAAUGGCAAAAUAUAUCAUGGAUAUAAGAAAAUCGUCAGCGAAUAACGCACUUUCAGUCAAGAAUAAGAUGCUGUGAAAAGUAAGCAGAAAAAUUGCUCGGGAAAGUGGACCUUUCAACAAUUGGGGACCUUGGAAACGUACUUGUCACGUGGGCUGAUCGCCGUCAGUGAUUCUAUAGUACUGAUUUUUAUUUUGAAGAAAAUGCGAGACAAAUUCUUGACGAUGCGCCACCACGUCGAGCCUUGCGCGGCCUUCGAAGUGCGGUCUUUGAGAGUUCGACUGAAACUUGGCUCCCCAUUGUCGAAGAACGAGUUGGCAGCUUUCGACAGAAUGGACGAGAUCAUCAGUCGUCUUAACAGUCUGCGUUAACUCAUAAUAUUUCUCGUUUAGAAGCGUGGCUAAGUCGGCGGUGAUGAAACUGGCGUUCUUGCGAGAACAGCCCUCGAUAGCAAAAGCUUUACUUUGGGUUUCCAGCUAUGGAUAGGCAUUAUAGAACAAUGCCACAUUUGUUUCCUCGAUCAUCGUUUGGAAAAGAAUCAAAAUCGCCUGACACGAGCACUCCUGCCCAUUUGUGAGCAUGACGACAUCGAAAACCGCCAAUCUUGCCGAGAAGUUCGUCGAUAGAUCGUCAAUUUUGGCCUGUGAGACCGAGCAACAUGUAGAGCAAGUCAGAUAGCUUAGAAGAUCUGCAAUAGCUCUUGUACAUUUUGAAAAGGUCCCCAAUUGUCGAAAGGUCCACUUUCCCGAGCAAUUUUUCUGCUUACUUUUCACAGCAUCUUAUUCUUGACUGAAAGUGCGUUAUUCGCU